Molecule: messenger RNA, 3692 nt
Organism: Branchiostoma belcheri (Belcher's lancelet)
Lineage: Eukaryota; Metazoa; Chordata; Leptocardii; Amphioxiformes; Branchiostomatidae
Product: CUB and sushi domain-containing protein 1-like
Exons: 18
Coding region: 124-2874 (916 amino acids)
Biological process (GO): acrosome reaction; proteolysis
Molecular function (GO): protein binding; serine-type endopeptidase activity
Source: RefSeq, a predicted model, not a curated record
UCACCCGCGCCUUAAAAUCCCAGUACGCGCCAAGACACCAGUAGUGCGAAAGUGUCUCUCAUCGGAAGGACGUUUUCUCAUUGAUUCUACUGAAAGACACUUGUUGGAGAACACACUGUCAAGAUGAGGGCAUGCCAUGUUCUCCUCAUCUUGGCGUCACUGACUUUAAUUGAGUUAUCGUACACACAGGAAACGUGUGGCGAAAUCAACUUACCCGACACCAUUCGUAGCGAAUGUGAGGCGCCGUUCGAAGUGGGUGAGACCUGCCGCUUCACGUGCCGGCCAGGGUGCCGGAGACGGACGGGACGCUUAACCCUAACCUGCCGGAUCAGACGGGGCCGCCCGAAAUGGGUGGGAAGGCGACUGAGCUGUUCAUGCAACUCAUGCAGCAGCAGGCCUACCGUACCCAACACUAGCGUCACCGGGUGUGCAUCUCCAUACACUGCUGGAGAAACCUGCACCUAUCAAUGUAAUGCGGGGUUCACCGCAGGCGGAGGGGAUGCCACAAGGAUGUGCGAUAACGGACAAUGGGGCGGAAGUAACCUGAUCUGCAACGUUAAUAAUGAUCAGUGCCCCACCAGACCUACCGUAGCUAACACAGACGUCACCGGCUGUACGCCCCCUUACGAUGCGGAGGAGACCUGCACCUACGCGUGCAGCUCGGGAUUCACGAGUGCAGACGGCGACAGCACAAGGACGUGUAGGGGCGGGGCCUGGAGUGGGACAGACCUCGUCUGCGAGAGGGAGCCUGCCUGUGGAAACCCGACUGUGUUGUCUGGAGACUCUGGUUCCUUCACGAGUCCGGGAUAUCCCAGCAACUAUCUCAACAACCAACGGUGUUCCUGGAGGAUAUCGGUCUCUCCUGGGAAAGUCGUUGCCAUCAGUUUUGAGGCCAUGGACAUCGAAUCUCAUCACCACUGUAAUUAUGAUUACCUAAAUGUGCACGACGGCUCGACAUCGGCCUUCCCGGAGUUGGCCAAACUGUGCGGCAACAGUGCCGACCAGGUCCUCACGACCGGAAGUGACGCAUUCCUGUUCUUCAGAUCUGACGGGUCCGUCACUAAAUCCGGUUUCAGCGCAUCCUUCCGUGCCGUGGAUCCGCCUACUCCAGUACAAACCUGCAGUCCCGACCUGUUCACGUGUGAGAACGGAAACUGCGUCAGCCACGGUGUGAGGUGUGACGGAAAUGACGACUGCGGUGACGGAAGUGACGAGGCGUCAGAGCAGUGUCAGUCGGGAUGUGGUGGUCCAAGCUUCCUACGAGGUGCCUCCGGCUCCUUCGAGUCGAUGAACUACCCCAGCGCGUACUCCAACCGCGCCAACUGCGAGUGGAACAUUUUCGUCCGAGACUCAAAGGUCAUCCAGUUGACCUUUGACGCCUUUUCCCUGGAGGGAACUCCCCCGGCUUGUUCUUACGACAAAGUCACCGUCUUUGAGAGUGGACGACAAGUCGCAAUCGGUUGUGGUAGUAGCGCGCCUAGCUACGUCUCGACCACCAAUGGAAUACGCGUUCUGUUCCGAUCCGACGGCUCCGUUGUUAGCACUGGAUUUCUUGCAACAUUCGCAGAGGUUGACCCAUCAGUGACCCUCCCACCUCCUGGCCCUACACGUCCCUCGCCGGGAGCCUGUGGAAACCCAAUCGCCCUGCCGGGUGACUCUGGCUCCUUCACCUCUCCACAAUACCCGAGCCGCUACCCAAACGGCGCGAGGUGCUCCUGGACCAUCUCUGUCACCCCGGGAAAAAUCAUCGUCAUCAGGUUUACAUCGUUCAAUUUGGAAGAAGGGACAGGAUGCAACUACGAUUCCCUGGCCUUACAUGAUGGAACAGACCGAAAUGCUCCUCUUGUCAAGAAGAUGUGUGGUGCUCACUGGAGAGAGGUUGCCACGAGCGGAAGUGACGCAUUCCUGCUCUUCACGUCGGACGGGUCAGUGACCCGGACAGGCUUUUCUGCGACCUACGCCGCCGAGGACCCACCACCGACGUGUUCCCCCUCCGAGUUUACCUGCUUUGAUGGAACCUGUGUCAGCAACGGGGUCACAUGCGACGGAAGUGACGACUGUCCAGACGGAAGUGACGAGUUUGGGUGCAUUAACCCGGAGUCAUCCUGCGGAGCUCAGCCCAUCCACCCUGUGUUCCCGCCGCUGAACCGGAUCGUGGGCGGGGAAGGUGCCGUGUCCAGCAGCUGGCCCUGGCAGGCAUCCCUCCAGACGUCCUCUGGCCACCGCUGCGGCGGGACGCUCGUCAGCCCACAGUGGGUCGUCACUGCUGCACACUGUGUGGACGACAAUCCCAACCCAGGACGCUAUACUGUCGUCCUAGGCAUGCACCACAACUCCGGUAUCGGCGACAGUGCCAAGCAACUUUUCAGUCUCGAGCAGGUGAUCAUGCACGAGAACUACCGCCCCUAUCCGGUUCCCAAUAGGGAUAUCGCCCUGUUGAAGCUGAACCAACCGGCCACCCUGAACCAGUACGUGAGGACAGCGUGUCUGCCGGACGGGUCAGAGGACGAACCUGCAGCGGGAACCACGUGUGUCAUCACAGGGUGGGGAGACACCCAGGGUACUGGAUUUGACGACAUUUUGAAGCAAGCUCGCGUGCCAGUGGUCAGCCGCCAGGACUGUAACAAUGCCUAUUCCGGCAGGGGCAGCGUGAUUUCUGAAAACAUGAUGUGUGCAGGCUACCCAGAAGGAGGCCACGACACUUGUCAGGGUGACUCCGGUGGACCGCUGGUGUGUUCCCGCAGAGGCACCUGGGUACUGGACGGCGUGACCAGCUGGGGGGAGGGGUGCGCCGUCGCGGGAUACCCCGGGGUUUACACCCGCGUCAGCGCCUUCCUGGACUGGAUCGACCAGAAGAUCAACGCAGCACGCUAGAUCUGCACCUGAUCUUUCAGAACAGACUGACAGGACCUUUUCUAUAUAUGGCAAGGCCCUAAGCUCCGCUGGCAAUUCGUUCGCUAUACCGUAUGAUCUUGACUAUUUCAAAUGUGGUUCAGUCACUCAAUUGCAAUUACAUGCAUUUUCCUCCAUGGUAGAUGCAUGGCUAAACUGGGAAGUUGCCAGGUUACCUUGAAUGUGUAUGUGUGAUUAUUGUUAUGCACAAACAAAAUGUACCCGUGCAAAUUUAUAGCUCUCAGAGUCUUUCAAAUUUAACCAACCAUCAUGGCGCCAGCCUGUUACGUCACGUGACGUGCAAACACGUUAUUAUAAUAAUGCUAACGUCUCACUAUAUUGUGUCAUUGGCCUCAUCAUAUAACGUUAUUAUACAACGUUCACUAUGUAUAUAAUUAUCAUAGUUAAUUAUAUAUUAUAUAUAUGUUUAACAACGGAUUGUCUUUUUAUGGUGUCGUAAAAUGAAGAGAGUACACAUUUGGUAUACAACUAACAUUUUAAGUACCCAUGGUAAGAAUCGUAAAGCUAAGAGUAAGAAGCAAGAAACGUUAGAGUUGGUGUGUUUUGUUUUUCUUGUUAUUGUUGUUGGUGAUGAUUAGCUUUACAUCAGAUACAGGGAAAAUUAUUAACCCCAGCUAAGGCUGUACGGAGAUUUCAUUUCUACAGAUUUCUAGUGAUCACUACUAAAUACGGGCUUAACAAUUACAAGACAUCGUUGGUGUAUUUUAUGUGUAUUAGGGUUUGACAAAAUAUUACUAAUAUGACAAAAAUUGUAUUUUAAUAUUUUUUUUCAAAACAUU